GUGCAUAACCUCCAUUUCCAACAUGGCGGCGACCGUGCUUCCAAGUUUAUGUUUUUUACGGCUGCAUAGAUUGUCACGCUCGAGGUACAUACGCCGUGAUUUAGUAACGGUAGGCCUAUUCAGUAGUGACAAAACGCGUCCGAAAUGCUUGACAUGCCAUAGUUAUUCCCACAUAAAACUGGCAUCGCAUUUUACACAGGACGAUCGGCUCUCGCGCAUCCCUGUCGAUAAACUGAAGAUAACAUACAGUCGGAGCAGCGGACCCGGCGGUCAAAAUGUCAAUAAGGUCAGCACGAAAGCAGAAGUCCGUUUCCACGUGCAAACAGCAGAGUGGAUUCCAGAAGAAGUGAGGCAAGAGAUUCUUUUAAAAAAUAAAACGCGUGUCAACAAAGCUGGAGAGUUGAUUGUGACUUCAGAGAUCAGCAGAAGCCAACACAGAAAUCUAGAAGACUGUCUGCAGAAGAUCUCAGAAAUGAUCACUGAAGCCAGUCAGCAGAAACCAGAGCCAUCUGAGGAGGAUAUCGCGCUGAGAGCUCGUAGAUUAGAGAGAAGAAAUGUGGAAAGACUCAAACAGAAGAACCUGCAUGCAGCAACAAAGCAAGCAAGACGAGUUGACUUUGACUGAACCCAAAACGUGAACGUUUGCUCUGCAUUCAAACUUUAAUAUGAACAUUGCAAAAUGACACUGAAGUUUUGUGUUUUGCUGAAUGUAGUGUAUGUCAUAUAUUUGUGUGACUCAACCAGUACACCUGCCAUUCAUAAAUUAAAUAAAAAACGAACGUAUUAGUGAUUAAAAUAUAUCCAGUAUUGUCAAAUAACAAAGUAAAAUACUACAUUGUAAGAGCUAAA
This is a messenger RNA of Puntigrus tetrazona (Sumatra barb), 849 nucleotides long. It is a transcript of the gene mrpl58, whose product is annotated as mitochondrial ribosomal protein L58. NCBI's taxonomy places the organism in Eukaryota, Metazoa, Chordata, Actinopteri, Cypriniformes, Cyprinidae. Gene Ontology annotation, biological process: mitochondrial translational termination. Gene Ontology annotation, molecular function: translation release factor activity. The record is from RefSeq and is a predicted model, not a curated record. Gene Ontology annotation, cellular component: mitochondrial large ribosomal subunit. The transcript has 6 exons. The coding region runs from base 23 to 625 and encodes 200 amino acids.